Salvelinus sp. IW2-2015 is the source of this 1622-nucleotide messenger RNA. RefSeq names its product transcription factor PU.1. NCBI's taxonomy places the organism in Eukaryota, Metazoa, Chordata, Actinopteri, Salmoniformes, Salmonidae. Gene Ontology annotation, cellular component: nucleus. Gene Ontology annotation, molecular function: DNA-binding transcription factor activity, RNA polymerase II-specific; sequence-specific DNA binding. Gene Ontology annotation, biological process: regulation of transcription by RNA polymerase II; cell differentiation. The record is from RefSeq and is a predicted model, not a curated record.
AGCUAAGUGCCUGAAGUAGGUCGGUUCAAGAAGAAGCCUUCAUGUUGCAUCCGUACAGAAUGGAGGGGUACCUCAUCUCACCUGGUCCUGCAUCAGAAGACAUGUACGAACCCGACAUCUAUAGACAACAAAUGUCCGAAUAUUCAUAUCCGUAUGUCAUCGAUGCAGAGAGUCAAGGAGAACACUGGGACUAUCACGCCACUCAUCAUGCUCAUCCUCUGGACUUUGACAACCUCCCAGAGGGCCACUUCACUGAGCUCCAGAGUGUCCAGCAGCUACAUCUACCCAGUAUGGCUCGUUACAGCGAUGUUGACACUCUCUCUCUGGACCCUGGCCUUGGGGGACACAACCAUGCCCUACCCCCACCGGUGCCAUAUUACCCUCGUGCCAUGGGCUACUUGCACCCCUCUCCUCAGACGAUGAGGAGCUCAGACGACGAGGAGCCAGGAGGCCGCAGCCCUCCACUAGAAGUGUCUGAUGAAGAGUGUCUGAGGGACCACAUUGCCCACGUAACAAGAGGAGAAUUGGGCAACAAGAAGAAGAUCCGUCUGUACCAGUUCCUGCUGGAUCUGCUGAGGAAUGGGGACAUGAAGGACAGUAUCUGGUGGGUGGACAGGGACAAGGGCACCUUCCAGUUCUCCUCGAAACACAAGGAGGCACUGGCACAUCGGUGGGGCGUACAGAAGGGSAACCGCAAGAAAAUGACCUACCAGAAGAUGGCACGGGCUCUUCGCAACUAUGGCAAGACAGGCGAGGUCAAAAAGGUCAAGAAGAAGCUGACUUAUCAGUUCAGUGGUGAAGUGCUGGGGGGGAGGUCUCACUUGGAGAGGAGGCCAUAUUCCCAUUUGUAGAGGGAGAAACAUAGUGGAAGUCCUGAAGAAGGGUAGAGUGAGAGAGAGAGAGAGAGAGAGAGAGAGAGAGAGAGAGAGAGAGAUAGUUAACUGUAUAUAGUAUGCAAGAUGGUUAUCAAUGUAAUAACUAUUGAUUGUGCUCAAAUCAACAAUAACUGUUUUUGCUGCUCUUGUAAAAAGCAUUUAUGUGAACGUCUAAGCCAAUGUCUUAAUGGAAUCUGACAAUUAGCAAGUUUUGCUCCUACAACUCAAUGAUUGCACAAUCACAUCUGGACCUUUUACAUUCUAUAGCACGUAGAAACAGCACCGUUUCAAAUGAUACUGUCAAUCAUUAUCACCAGAAAGCUUACAGGAGUGGUAAUACAGAUGACCACUAGAAGUCCUCAGAGAUCUCCUUUCUUAAAGCUGUCUGUGUUCACUGACUUCUGCGCACUGUUGGACUCACUGACCAUUGUGCACAUUUGACAUCGAUUAGACUUGGAUGCAAUGUAAACAAAGAAAAAGACUGUGAUAAAGAACUCUUUAGCAUUAAUGAAAUUGAUUUGACACUCUGAGAUGCACUGACUUUGGAUAUGCAAUUCCUCUUGCUUAACCUUUGGUGUAGCAGCACACAAACACAACAUAUUAUACAUUAGCUUUUGCUAAUCAGAAUUGAGAAUUCAGCCAAGCCGUGGUAUAAAGCUUGUAUAUUUGAUUGAUGGUAUUACAUGUGUAUUUCAUACUAACUCAUGUUAGCUCAAGACUUUGGGAAGUAAACCCUUCUGAACAUUG